AUGAAAAUAAUAUUGUCAUUAAUUUUGUCAAUAACUCUGGUGUCAGCGAAAUCGACUCAAGACUUAGAAGCGAUCGCCAAUAAUAUCAUUUCAAAUAUUGGCGGCCAAUUGAGUGCAAACCAAACUGUGAAUGAAUUUAUGAGCAAAACUCAAGCCUCUAAAAGAUCUGUCAAUCAAUUAAAUACCAAUAAUGAGGGACUACUCAUUCUGGAGGGCAUCGGAAGUAUCGGCGGAACCGUUGUAUUGGUUAAGAGUGGAAACAAAGCCGUAAACAUAAAUGUGAAACCAGUUGUGGAGAAAGAGUCGGCCGAUGCGAUUCUGGUGGCGGCCGAAGGGGGCAAAGCUGGUCAGGAGGCUAUCAUUUCAAAUGAGGGUCAUUUGACUGUAAAAGCGAUCGCAGGCUUUAAAUUGGGCUCAAUUACCAAGAUUUUCACAAGCAAUGGCUAUACGUUUCCGUUCGCCUCCACUACACAUAUCAACCCUAUUGUCAAUGAUAUCACUGAUCAACAGCUCAGACAUCAAGUUCUCAAUAAUCACGUAGUGAUCCAAAUGUUGAUCAUAUCUUGA
Molecule: messenger RNA, 567 nt
Organism: Medioppia subpectinata
Lineage: Eukaryota; Metazoa; Arthropoda; Arachnida; Sarcoptiformes; Oppiidae
Source: the annotation of a GenBank genome assembly